AUGGAGAGGAGGAAUUCCUUGCUGCUGCUUCUGCUGCUUAGUCUCUCCUUCUGUCAGGCUGCCAUCGUGUAUUCCCAGGUCUCGGCAUGUGAUCCCGGUGACCUGGCAGCCCUUCAGAACUUCUCGAGGCAGGUCGGUUCGGGAGCAAUUGAUGGCUGGAAUUUCAAUGAAUCUUCAUCUUCCUCAAUCGAUUGCUGUGGCUGGACGGGCAUCAUCUGCGACGAUUCUUCCUCGUCGACUCCGUCAGAUUCAAGCAGAAGGGUGGUGGAGCUGGAUCUCAGCCGUAGGGAAAUCAGUGGGGUCCUCUCCGACGCUUUAGUCCGUCUGGAUCGUCUGCGAUCUCUCAAUCUCUCUAACAACUCGUUCAGCGGCACGGUCCCUCCGGAGCUGUUUCGACUGCAGCGAUUGGAACGACUCGAUUUGAGCGUCAACGACCUCUCCGGCGUCGUCCCGGCGGAUUCUAUUUUGCCCUCAGUUCAAGUUUUCAACCUCUCCUUCAACAAAUUCAACGGCAGCCAUCCUGUACUUCCAGGGUCCGCCAAUCUUUCCGUCUUCGAUGUUGGGUUCAACAGGUUCUCCGGUCCCAUCAACACCAGUAUCUGCUCCAGCUCCACCAAGAUCAAGGUCCUUCGGUUCUCUUUUAAUCAGUUCCACGGUUCCUUUCCGGCGGGCUUCGUGAACUGCCGCUCCCUGGCUGAGCUAUUCAUCGACUCGAAUAAGCUACCAGGGAAGCUGCCGGAUGAUUUGUUCCAAAUGGCUUCGCUCUCACGCUUGUAUCUCCAAGAUAAUCGGCUCUCCGGAGAUCUGAGUAGACUCGGCAAUCUAUCACACCUCGUCGAGCUGGAUAUUUCCUCAAACAACUUCUCCGGGAACCUUCCCGACGUGUUUGGUGGACUGAAGAAAUUGCGAUAUUUCGUUGCGUCGACGAAUUGGUUCGAGGGCCAGCUGCCGCCUUCUCUCUCAAACCUGUCGACGAUUCAGGUGCUCAAUCUGAGGAAAAACUUAUUCAGCGGGGAGAUUAAUCUCGGCUUCAAGGCGAUGCCUCGUCUGAGCUUUCUCGAUCUUGGUUCGAAUCUUUUCCGUGGAGGAAUCCCUCAGAGUAUCGUCCUCUGCCAGGAAUUGAAGACCUUGAACCUUGCUAGGAAUCUUCUGACCGGAGAAAUACCCAAGAGCUUCAACAGCCUCAGGUCGCUCACAUACCUGUCUCUCUCAAACAAUUCCCUGACCAAUAUUGCCUCAGCGUUCGAGACCCUUCAACAAUGCCCGAACCUCACCAAUCUGGUUCUCACCAUAAACUUCCGCGGAGAGGGGAUGCCCUCGGCCGGAAUCCAAGGUUUUCACAGUCUGAAGCUCCUCGUGGUGGCGAACUGUGGCCUAUCCGGUCCGGUUCCGCAGUGGUUGAGCGGCUGCUCCGAGCUUCAGCUUCUCGAUCUCUCGUGGAACAAGCUGGAGGGGACCAUCCCUCCGUUUUUCGGGAACCUGGACUUCCUCUUCUACCUGGAUUUGUCCAACAAUUCGCUGACGGGUCCGAUCCCCGAGAGUUUAAGCCGGAUGAAGAGCCUCGUUUCCAAGGACGGUUCCAUGCCCGAUUCCUCUACGGCGGAUUUCCCCUUCUUCAGCAAAACAAACAGGAGUGCGGCGGGGCUUCAGUAUAAUCAAGUCAACAGCUUCAAGCCUUCUAUACUUCUGAGUGAUAAUUUCCUCUCUGGAUCCAUCCCCCCCCAGUUUGGGAAACUUGGGAAUGUGCAUGUCUUGGACCUGGGCAGAAAUAAUCUGUCUGGAAUUAUCCCCGGGGAGCUUUCUUCCAUGGAGAAGCUAGAGGUCCUGGAUUUGUCCCACAAUAGUCUUACAGGGGGGAUACCUCCUUCACUGACCAACCUAUCUUUCCUAUCGAGUUUCAGUGUGGCCUACAACAAGCUAGCCGGCCAGAUCCCCCUCGGAGGCCAGUUCUCGACCUUCCAAAUCUCCAGCUUCGUGGGAAACCCCGGCCUCUGUGGCGUUCACGACCUCCCCUGCCCGUCUGAUCCCUCCCCCUUCAGCAGAGGAAGCAGGAGGAAGCGGAGCAAGAGCUUCAUCGCGGGAAUGGCCGUCGGAAUCGCCGUCGGAGCGGCGUUCAUAGCGGCCCUGAUGUUCUUGAUCUUCGCGAGGGCUCGUUCCAGGAGGGUGGGCGACCCGGAGAAGAAGGAGGAGGCGACGGAUGCUGAAGAUACUUCUGGUCUUCAGGGUUCCAAGGUCGUCCUCCUGUUCCAGAACAGGGAGAACAAGGGGCUCAGUAUCAACGACGUACUCCAGUCUACCGACAACUUCGACCAGGCCAACAUCAUCGGCUGUGGGGGAUUCGGGCUGGUUUUCAAGGCCACACUCCCAGACGGGACGAAGGUGGCGAUCAAGCGGCUCUCCGGCGACUACGGUCAGAUGGACAGGGAGUUCCAAGCCGAGGUCGAAGCGCUGUCGAGGGCACAGCACAGGAACCUGGUUCUCCUCCAAGGAUACUGCAGGAUAGGGAAGGACAGGCUGCUGAUCUACUCCUACAUGGAGAACGGAAGCUUGGACUACUGGCUCCACGAGAAUCCCAACGGCGGCGCUGCCUUGGACUGGCCCACCAGGCUUCGGAUAGCGAAGGGCUCCGCCAGGGGGCUGGCGUACCUGCACCAGUCCUGCCAGCCCCACAUCCUCCACCGCGACAUCAAGUCCAGCAACAUCCUCCUCGACGAGGGCUUCGAAGCUCAUCUGGCGGAUUUUGGGCUCGCGAGGCUCGUCCUCCCCUACGACACCCACGUCACGACGGACCUGGUCGGGACUUUGGGCUACAUCCCGCCGGAGUACGGCCAGUCCUCCGUCGCCACCUUCAAGGGAGACGUCUACAGCUUCGGGGUGGUCCUCCUGGAGCUUCUCACCGGCCGGCGACCCGUUGACAUGUGCAAGCCCAAGGGUUGCAGAGACCUGGUCUCGUGGGUGAUCCAGAUGAGGAAGGAGAAGAGGGAAGCCGAGGUCUUCGACCCCUUCAUCUACGACAAGAAGCGGGAGCGGCAGCUGUCGCGCGUGCUGGAGAUCGCCUGCCUCUGCCUCAGCGAGUCGCCUAAACAGAGGCCGUUGACCCAGCAGAUCGUUCCCUGGCUCGAAAGCAUCGGCCUCGAAGAUCAGGCCCCUGAGUAG
Messenger RNA from Spirodela intermedia, 3156 nucleotides. The record is from the annotation of a GenBank genome assembly. NCBI's taxonomy places the organism in Eukaryota, Viridiplantae, Streptophyta, Magnoliopsida, Alismatales, Araceae.